Molecule: messenger RNA, 2791 nt
Organism: Anopheles merus
Lineage: Eukaryota; Metazoa; Arthropoda; Insecta; Diptera; Culicidae
Exons: 4
Coding region: 591-2270 (559 amino acids)
Source: RefSeq, a predicted model, not a curated record
CAAACACAGCUUGCCUCACCCAAAUCCCUAUUCGCCAACGAUGGACAAAAGUAGAAUGUUCAGAAAUUAUUGAUUUCGGUCAAAUUCAAAGAGAUCUUUAAUGAAGUGUUUUUUUUUUCAUCCGCCCCGCUGGUACACAUUUUCUUCGCGCCUUCGUUUACCUCGCUCGCUGUUGCAUACAUUGCCCAGCGCCUAUUCAAUCUUUCCAGCCGAACGCAUAUAUCCCUAAAUAGGGAUUAACAUGAGCUGCACUUUUUUUACCUGUACUUACUUUCCUCCUCUCUGGUGUUCCUUUCUCAUUUUACUUCGCUUUCUUCGACUACCCCGUCUUACCGGUGAUCCCGCGUCCGGAUGAUGUGAUAUUUAUUGGUUCACGGAUUUGUGACUACCUUACUCGGCCAGUGUGUCACUGCAGUGUGGACGGGUUUGAGCGUUAUGUUUCAGCCAGCGAAAACUUGAUACUUUAUAGCCGAGUCAAGAGUAUCGUCCACACAAAAGAGGCUAGCCGACUAGUUAUAGUAUCGAAGCUGUUUGUUAAAAACCGAUUAUCUUAAGAUUCCACGAUAGGCACUCGCGAACCGCGCGCCAAGAUGAAUCGGGAAGGAAGAGUGUGGCCCUGUGUGGUGUUUCUGAUAGCAGUAUGCGCGGAAGCGAUCGUUGCUCAUGUACACGGCAAUUUGAAAGCGCUGCUGGCACAUGACAUCUCAUCGCACGAAGGUACAAGGGAUGAUUUCAAUAUCGAUUUAGCUCGCAACUUUCACUCGCCACGGCUGGAAUACAACGAAUGGUUACCGGUGGGCCGUGGUGAUCCGCUCAAGAACGAUCCAACGUACGACUACAGUCCACCGGUGCUGGACCGUGUGCGCUACUGGUCCGACGGUACGAAGGAUAAGUCGUCGGGCAACGACAUCCUGCUGCUGGGCGUUCCCUCCAAGAAGACGGUCGGUGUGAGCAAAGAAUGGAACAGUAUCCCGUUACGCCGAAACUACUACUCGACGGGGCAUCAGCAUCACUCGGUAGCGACCAGCCCGAACCAGCUGCCUCAUACCGUUCUAAUGCCACCGCCGCGUAACAACUAUCUCGGCGGUGCGGAAGGGACCGGAUUUUGGGGUAGAGAGUCAUCCGCCUCCCAGCGAGUCGAUACACAGCCUGGUAAUGGCUUCAAAUAUCGGCCUGGAAGUUCCUAUCAAGAACAAUUUUCUGGUGUGAAGCACUCCGAGCCCCUUCUGUCGCAGCCCAUUACGGCACAAUUCCAACAUCACCAUCAGCCCCAGCUGCAAGGAGCCAGCGGAUUCAACCGACAACAGCAACCGUACGUCACAACAAUACGCCUGACGACUCCGGCCGGAGACAUUGUGAAGCGCCCCCUACUCAAGACGAUACUACAGAAUGAACAUUCCUAUCCGUUCACGAAAACCGCCAUGACCAGUACGGUUACCGAGUACACUUCCGGCGGGUUCUACGACGUACAAAACAUUAACGCCAUGGCACAAACGAUAUUCCAUCCUCCGCAAACUACCGAAUACCUUCAAUCGCAACCACCGUCGUUCCCGUCAACCAAAACGGUACCCAAGAUGAGUAAAGACACCCGCACACCUCAGCAAUACGUUACCCCUGUCGGUCCCUUCGUAACACCGGGCACUACUCACCUGCCUACCACGAUGAUGUCCACCACGACAAUGCGCAGUCCAAUCACGCUACCGAGCUCUUCCAGCACGGCAAGCUCCAUGGUAACGACGCCGCCUACUCCAAUCCCAAUGACGACCGAUUCGGUCUUUUCCCACUACACACAAUCGGCAACAUCGGAACGUUGGUCACCGUAUCUCAUCAUAGAGGGCCACUCGAAGGUGAAAACGUACGGACUGAAUACGAACGACACACUAAUGCAGCUGCCUCGCAUGGUUCCCGUCACUAGCACAAAAGAUCCGAUCGUACGGCAUGUGGUCAACCGUGAUCCUGACACUGGUGCCGAGCUGGCAGUCACACACAUCGCUACCAAGCGCCCGCCAGUGUACGAAAUUCACACGGAAGCCGCACCGCGAACUGUGAAGAAAAAUGGAGCCGGAAUUCAGCAGCAGCGGCAAGACGAGUCGUCCGUCGACACGCUACUUACACUGCUCGAAGAAAGCUCAUUCGAGGAUAUGCUGAAAGUGGAGAAAGCACCGGAAAAUGCCCUGGACGAUGGUACGGCCAAUUCCGUCAGCAAGGACAGCAAGACGCGCCGAAAUGUGCGCGUGACGCGACAGAUCUACCGACUCGAGCGGCCGUGAUGUAUUUUUUUCUUUUUUUUUUAAUGACCAUACGUUGCCGUCAUUAUACGAUAUACGCUAUCAUAUGGGACCGAGCACGUUAGCGUAUCUCGAGUUUUUGCGUAUAGCGGAUAGUUGCUGUAUGUCAGACAUGGGCGGCCCCGUGGUACAGUCUAGUGUUGGGAAAUACGAAUUCUAAGAGGGAUUCGAAUCUUCGAAUCCCAAUCUUGCUUGGGAUUCAAAUCUCCGAGAAAUGGAUUCAAUCUUCAAAUAUUCCAAGUCCCGAAUCUCCCAAUACUAGUACAGUAGGUGACCGCUAACUGGAUGUGUUUUAACUGGAGUGCUUUUUAACUGGAGGUUCGCUAACUGGAGUGAUUCUCAGUUAACGAACACUUAAACGUCAAAACAUGAAUCAUCCGGAAUCUCACGAAGAGAAAUUUGUCGCAAAUGUGCAUUUUUCAAACAAAUUUAAGGUCUUUUGCCUACGUUUGCUAUAAAUUUAUGUUAUUACACGAAUUAAUAUACUUUAUAUGAACAUAAAU